Messenger RNA from Aricia agestis (brown argus), 1254 nucleotides. Its product is annotated as acyl-CoA-binding domain-containing protein 5. Gene Ontology annotation, biological process: fatty acid metabolic process. The transcript has 9 exons. The coding region runs from base 242 to 1072 and encodes 276 amino acids. Lineage: Eukaryota; Metazoa; Arthropoda; Insecta; Lepidoptera; Lycaenidae. Gene Ontology annotation, molecular function: fatty-acyl-CoA binding. The record is from RefSeq and is a predicted model, not a curated record.
UUUUCGAUCUGUGGCCGUGCCCUGUUAAUUAAAAUUAAUUGUUUUUCUUGUUUGUUUCGAACGAGUUGAGUUCUCAGAAUAUCCGUGAUAUUUCUUAAAAGUGAUUAUUACUGUUAACCAUAUUGAUUUAACAGUUCUUAGCUGUGUGCAAAUUAUGUUAUUACUGACAUUCUAAUACUCAUAUAGAUUUUAUAGUUCAAAGUGCGUAAUUUGUAUCAAAGUUCAGUGAUAUAUUAUAAAAAUGUCUCUAGAAGAUAAAUUCAAUGCAGCUGUUAAUGUUAUUAGGAGUUUACCGAAGAGUGGCUCCUACCAGCCCAGCAAUGAGAUGAUGCUGAAGUUCUACAGCUACUUCAAGCAGGCCACAGAGGGACCAUGCAAUAAAGCCAAACCCGGCUUCUGGGAUGUAGUCAACAGAGCGAAAUGGGAGGCGUGGUCGAAGCUGGGCGACAUGUCACCCGAGAUCGCCAUGCAGUCCUAUGUCGACGAGUUACACAAGAUCGUGGAGACGAUGUCGUACAAUUCUGACGUGGCGUCGUUCCUGUCGGUGUCGGACGACGGCCCCAGCUUCAACGCCGACCUCGAGCUGGUGGCCGGUGACGUGCUCGCGCGCUGCCGGUCCAACUCCAACUCGCCUAUAUGCUCCCGGUCGGUGAGCGGCGCGUCGUCGCCGAUGCGCAGCGCGUCGCCGCCUCGCACCCGACACGACUCCGACGACGAGUUCAUCGACACCGUCGACGUCGACGUCAGCGUCAUGCCCAGGCAGGUGGAGGAGCGUCCCCUGCAGCCGCAGACGGCGCCCCGCCUGAGCAACGGCCACGCCCACCAGAUCACCUCACAGCUCACACAUCUGAAGGUGCUGGAGCAGCUGCCGGGCACGCUGGCGCGGCUGGAGGCGGACGUGGCGGCGCUGCGCAAGGCCGUCGAGGGCGACCGCCGGAUACUCGACCAAGUGUCGCGGGGCUGGCGCUGGCCGUGGCAGGAGCUGAGCGCGCCGACGCUGGCGCUGGUGCUGCUGUGGCCGUUCGUCGCGUACCGCCUCGCCGCGCGCAUGCAGCGACGACAGGCGCACUGAUCGGGUUUCUUCAACAUCAUUGGACUUCGUCAGUACAUCUUCGUGUAACCAAAAUGUAAUGACAACAUUUUUCAUUGUACUGUCAUAGCGGAAACUAUAUUAUGUAUACUUGUACUAAAUGUGUAAACCAAUGUAACAAUACUACGAAUAAUAUAAACUUAGGAAGAGUACCUAACUGUGUU